CAGAAAAGGACCGAUGCAUUCCAUCCCGCUACUUGCUCACUCCACUUUCCAUUCCCACUCGUCUGUUCAUUCCCUGAUCACUAGACAAUCGUCAUGUCCAACUACAACGACAGCCAGCGAUACACCUCGAACUCGGGCAGGGCCCCUAACCCUGCCAAGAACCGCCAGAUCCCCAACGACCUCAGGGCUAACGGCACCAACGGUGUCUUGUGCUUCGGCUGCGGACAGACAAAGACGCGUCUGGCAUUCAGUGAGACCCAGCUCAAGAAGGCCGCCAACAAGAAGCACCAAAUCAUGUGCAAGAGCUGUAUCCCCGCCCAGCCAACCACACUCAGAUGUAUAAGGUGCUCAAAGUCACUUCCCAUGGAUAGUUUCUCCAAGACACAGAGAAAGCGUCAGGAGAAGGCUACAUGCAUCGAGUGCCGCACUUCUAUUGACGAAGACGACUCUCAGGACGACUUUGACAUAGAGGAGGACCCUGAUUGGUACGAGGGCGAUAUCAGGGACAUUUUGUAAACAGGACCUGGGUUGGAUUCCUCAGCUGGGUCAGCACACAGCGCUUUCCAGGACCCACCUGAGCUCCUUCUUUUCUGGCACCAUAUAGUAUUCGAUUUGAUACUGCCUUUUCUUUUCUCUGUCCAUUAUUGAACAGGGCAGGGGUUUUUUCUCAAUAAAAAAAGUCCAAUUGGGGUGCCAAUUGGCAGCCUAAUUAAAGGGCCGCAACUUUUUUUCCUUCA
Gamsiella multidivaricata is the source of this 737-nucleotide messenger RNA. RefSeq lists its product as uncharacterized. Bases 94 to 516 code for a protein of 140 amino acids. The record is from RefSeq and is a predicted model, not a curated record. NCBI's taxonomy places the organism in Eukaryota, Fungi, Mortierellomycota, Mortierellomycetes, Mortierellales, Mortierellaceae. The transcript is spliced from 3 exons.